GGGGUGGGCAGCGAGAAGAAUCCUUCCGUGGCAGUAAUGCACCACAUCAUUGCACGAUAUGCGCUCCUGAUAGAUAUAAGUGCCGAGUACAGUAGGCACAGGGAGGCCGGGCAGAGAGAAGUGCAACCUUGGGCGCAAUCGGAGUGGCCUAGAUUGCGGUAUAACAACAACGAGAAAGUUAGUCCAAUUCUCACAACGCAAAGCACGGCAAGGCCAGGCGGGAAGCUGCACGUAGAGUACGGCACGUUUGUUUCUCUCGAGAAUUCAUUUGACCAAGACUAUGCGCUCACUCUGCGCAGGCUUCAAGGUAGUGCUGUGGGCAAUCCGCUAUUUCGAGACCCAUUUGGAGCCAGGGCAUCUUCCGGGGGUCGGCUUGUGGCCUUGUGCUGGCUAAAAUAGUGGUGGCCUGCACGAUAACAACCCCAGAAGAGAUAUUUUUCCUGCAGAGUCCAGACUAGGAAAUUCACGGCUAUGUGGCCAGAAUAAGGCUUG
Molecule: messenger RNA, 492 nt
Organism: Sphaerulina musiva SO2202
Lineage: Eukaryota; Fungi; Ascomycota; Dothideomycetes; Mycosphaerellales; Mycosphaerellaceae
Exons: 1
Coding region: 37-399 (120 amino acids)
Source: RefSeq, a predicted model, not a curated record